Messenger RNA from Colletotrichum graminicola M1.001, 297 nucleotides. RefSeq lists its product as uncharacterized. The transcript has a single exon. The record is from RefSeq and is a predicted model, not a curated record. Bases 1 to 297 code for a protein of 98 amino acids. Lineage: Eukaryota; Fungi; Ascomycota; Sordariomycetes; Glomerellales; Glomerellaceae.
AUGGAACGCAUCCACCUUGACAGAUGUGCAGGGGUCGGUAGUUGUCCGAGUGUCCUCUCCGGUUGGACGCAGCAGUCGUCGACCAGUGUCGUGCUACUGGGCUACGCACUGCAGAACAUGAGCAUAUCAUAUGGCCAGCCCAUAUUCCGUGGCGACACUCCCUGGCGGCAGGUUGGUGCAUUCAGCGACGAGUUUGUCGCCGCCGUCGAGGGUUCUGGCCUCGUCCGGUCUGGAGGCCCGGUUUGCUCCUGGUUUCGACUGGCGCUGGUUGGAGAGACAGCAAGAGAUCCUUGCUGA